Cinara cedri is the source of this 11492-nucleotide messenger RNA. Lineage: Eukaryota; Metazoa; Arthropoda; Insecta; Hemiptera; Aphididae. The record is from the annotation of a GenBank genome assembly.
AUCAAUAAGUCCGCAGUCUAUGGUGUGGCGCGACUGUGCUCGCGCGUGUGUGUGUCUGUUCGUUUUUUAUUAUCUAGAUUACUAAUGCAAUUUUGUAACCAACCUCUUUUUACGUAACCAACGCGCUUGUAGCGUGUCCCGUGUAAAGAAAACCACUGCACUCGUCUAAACUCUAUCGUACGUCGUCGUCGACCGAUAUUUCGCGUUUUAGUAACGCCACCCGAAAUUGGUUAAACGUGUCACACCCAAAUCGGCCUUUAUUCGUUGAAAGUAAAAAAGACCGCAACUGUCGACUCGGCGUCUCGUCGCUGGACACCUUGUGACCACGUUACGUCGCGGUAAACCGUCGUAAUUGUACUACGAAUUUCCGCAACCAUGGCCGGAGGAGAGCUUAACGAUUUCCAUCAGAUACUCGCCAGCCUACUGAGCACUGACAACAACGUGCGACAAUCGGCCGAGGUAAUGGUUUAAAGUACCUAAUUGAUUCAGUAGUGUACACUAUACUGUCGGGAAAUCAUACGAUCUUGACCGUAAAGACUUAGGGUAUUGCAGUCUGCCAGUGUCAGUUCCUUUUUGUUUUUGGCAACUAAUUUUCUUGGACUUGUCUAUACGGUUCUGUUGUAAAGUUUACUGUGUAUUGAGUGUGUGUAUGGUUACAGUCUUCAGCAAAUAGCUACCUGUUGCCCGUGCUUCAAUUGAAUCUUGUAUCAAUAUAUACAUUUAAUAUAUUGUCCUAGUAUAACAUUAAAGUAUAAAUAAAUUGUAAUUUAUUUGCAGGAGACUUAUCAGGCGCUACCUUUGGAAACAAAAGUGUUGUACUUGUUCAACGCUGUGCAAAAUGAAAGUGGUGAUGUUGAUGAAAAACAUGUAGCAGCUGUUAUGUUGCGUCGACUAAUGGCUAAUGAUUUUAUAGAUUUUUUUCCCAGCGUAAUUAUUUAUUUUGCUUUUAUGAAAUUUAUUAAUUUGUUUAUAGAUAGGCCACUUAUCUAAUUGAUUAAUUAAUAUAGUUAACAGUUGAAAACCAAAAACAGUUUAAAAACAAUCUGUUGUUGUGUGUAAAUAACGAAAAAAAUGAUAUCUUACGUCGCCGCAUGUGUGAUGUUGCUUCAGAAGUUGCCAGGAAUCAGGUGGACGAUGACGGUAAUAACAGCUGGCCAGAAUUUUUGAGUUUUUUGUUCCAAAGUGCUAAUUCUCCUUCAAACGAAUUGAAAGAUUGUGCACUUAGAAUGUUCACGUUAGUAAUAAAUAUUUACGCAUAAAUUACUAAUACUAGGUUUUCACAAAAUUUUAUUGAAUUUUAGGAGUGUACCUGGAGUUUUUGGUAACCAACAGUCCAACUAUUUGGUUGUGAUAAAACAGAUGCUUCACCAGUCAUUAAACGUACCCGACUCAAAUGUAAAUUUAUCAGUAUUAAUGUGUUGUGUGUGAUUAUAUUAUUAUUUAUUAGCAAUUAAUGUUAAAGGUACAAAUACAAGCAGUUAAAGCAAUUUGUUCUUUCAUAUUAUACAACGAGAAAAUUGUGGAAAUUCAUAAACAAUUUAUGGAUCUAUUACCCGACAUGAUGAUAGUAAGAUUAAGAUUUAUUAAAAAAAAAAAGGUAUUUUAAAAUUAUUAUUUUGUCAACAGAUAAUAAAUAACAGUUUGGUUGCUGAAGAAGACGAUUCUCUGAUUAAGUUAUUAAUUGAUUUGGCAGAAAAUACACCCAAGUUUUUAAGAUCACAGUUGACUAAUAUAAUAGAAAUGUGUUUGAAGGUGAAUUAAAUUUGUUUGAUUAAUUAUUCAGAAUUAUAUAUUAAUUGAAAAAUAUUUAGUAUCUCAAAAAUGAAGAAGCUAAUGAAUCUUAUCGGCAAAUGUGCCUCGAAGUAGUUGUCACAUUUGCUGAAACGGCACCGGCAAUGAUGCGCAAAGAAUCAUCCAAGUAUAUUUCUCCGUUGGUUGUUCAGGUGUUAGAACUUAUGGCGUCUAUUGAAGACCAGGACGAUUGGUCUAGCGAAGAUGACCCAGAUGAUAGCGACCAAGAAAAGUAAUUACUUAUUAUUUUAGUUAAAUAAAUGUUGUAAAUGGUAUUUUUUUUUUUUAGUAUGAAUGUAAUGGCUGAAUCUGCACUGGAUAGACUGGCUUGUGGUCUUGGUGGUAAAACUGUGUUACCACAUAUAUUGAGUAAUGUGUCAACUAUGUUGUCUAAUCCUAAUUGGAAGUUCAGGUAUAAAAUAUAAUAUUCUAAUAUUAUGUUUCAAAAGUUGUAAAAAAUUAUAUUGCAUUGAUUAUAUUUAGACAUGCUGCUUUGAUGGCAAUAUCAGCCGUGGGUGAAGGAUGCCACAAACAAAUGCAACCAAUGUUACAAGAUAUUUUGGAUGGAAUUUUAAAUUUCUUGCAAGAUCCUGUUAGUAAUUAAAUAAUAAUUCUCAGUAAUACUUACAAAUAAUAUUUUCUUUGUAGAAUCCUAGGGUACGCUAUGCAGUGUGUAAUGCUAUUGGUCAAAUGGCGGCAGAUUUUGCUCCUACAUUCCAGAAAAAAUUCCAUGACAAAAUUGUACCGUCCAUAUUAUUGCUGCUUGAUGAUAAUUCAAAUCCUAGAGUUCAAGCACACGCAGGUAAAUUUUAAAUAAUAAAUUGGCUAUGAUUAGCCUGUGGUUAUUUAAUUUAAUUAUUAUAAUUGUUUAUGAUAAGAAUUUAGUAUAAUAACAUAUUCUUAACCCUUCAUUGGUAUAGAUGUUAGCGUUUCUCUAAUAUUAAAUUUAUUUUAGAAACUACUUGUCAAAUAAAAUUCAAUUUUUUUUUGAAAUUCAUGAGGACAUAAUAUUGUACUUAAAUAACAACAAAAACAUAAUGUAAACAUCUGUGAGUAUUACGAGCAGUGAAAUUCUUCAUUUCCGAUUAUGUCAGCGUCCUGUUCUCACGAUACGUGUCAUAAUUUUUUCAUUUUUAUUUUUUUUACAAAAUUGACAAAAACUGUCAUUACCAAGUAUUUAUUUAUUUUAAAUAUAAUAUUUUUGUUGAUCAAUAGUAUGGUGGUUUUAUUAUUAUACCAUAAUUUUAAAGGUCAGUUGUUUUUUAUGUGGUGUGUAUGUAUGUAAAGAAUAUACUUCUACUUGUCCAAUAUGUCAUACCGCAAAAAUAAACUUGGACAAUUUGAAUGAUAAAUUAUAAUUUUCAAUUCUUUUUUUAUAAUUUGUAUUAUUAUAACAGGUUUUUUAUAGUAUAAUUGUUUACUAAAAAACCGACAAUGUUAGGGUGUUGCCAAUUAUAUUUCAUGUAAAAUUAAUAAUUAUUUUAAUACCAAUUUCAAUUAUAAAGUAUCAUAAAUAAUUUGAAAAAGAAAAAAAAUGUAUUUUAAAAAUUAAUUUUUAUUUAAAAAAAUAUUAUGAUGAUAAAUAAUGAUAAUAACAAUUAUAAUGUGUAGUUAAUUGUAUGAUGAGUUAAUAAUAGUUUUAGAGUAAGGGUCUUCAGUUCGCGGCCUACCUUGUCAUUAUUUGCGGCCCGCGAUUACAUUUGAAAUAUAGCAUAUCUUUUCUAUUUUUGAUAAAAUUGGAACAGUCAUAAGCUAACAAAAUAAUUUGGUAAUAUGCGAAAAGAUAAAUUAAAUUAUUUACUCUUUUUGGUAGUAUUUAAACUUGUGAGCAUAUAUUUUCACAAAUGAAAAUUAUUAAAUUAAAAACUAGAGUUCGGUUUCGCAUUGUCUCAGAUCCAACCAAAUGUAGAAAAAUUAGUUUGUGAAAAAUAAUGUCAGAAAUCAGUUAUUACACUAAAUUUAAAAUAAAUAAUUUGUAAUUCAAAAUUAAAAUUUUUUGUUCUAUAUAUGUUUUAAUAAUAAUAAAAUUGAAUUUUGUAUAAAUACAUUUGUUUACUACAAAUGCGGUCUGCAAGAUGAAUAGAAAAUAAUAUGUGGCCCGCUAAAUUAAAAGGUUGAAGAUGACCCCUGUUCUAUAUUCUAUUCUAAAAAUGCUGGAAUAAAUCGUGCAGGCAGGUGCGCUGUCAUUGGCUAUAGUUAUUGUCACCCGUCAUUUUUUUCGUGAUUGGUCGGUGGCCGGGGCUCACCGGCGUUUAUUAGGAUGGUUAUAAUUACAAUGGUUUGAGCAUAAUAUGUAUAAUAUUUUCGCGGAGUAGAAUGUUGUAAGUAGCUCCUAUUUACGUGGAGUGUUAUGAAAAUUUGAUCAGGUUGUAUACAACUGGAUCGUCGCCGGCAGAUCACGUAACAUACCUGAGUGAAACUGGACAUGGUUUUGUCAUACAUUUUUCUAGACUUAUUUGGAAUAGAUUAUAGAGCAAUAUAUUUUAUACUGGGUGUAACAUGAAGAUCUAACACCUGAAUCAUAUGUUCUGUUUAAUAUUUUAAAAUUUUUUUUCUUCUAAUAAUUUCUAGAACCAUGCUCUAUGAUCAUUUAUUUUUAAUUAAAAAAAAAUAUUGAAUUUUUUACAAUAUUUCAUAGAAGUUAUGUAUGUACAUUUUUUCAAUUGACAAUGUUUUGAAUAUGAGAUUAUUGAGUUACUGAUUAUCAAAAUAAUUCAAUUUAUUGAUACAAUUUAUUUUGUGUGAAACAUUUUAUUUUAAUGAUUGAUGAGGCAGGUACACUAUUGAAAACGAGUAUGUACAAAAUCAGUUUUUUAUUACAAAUAAUAAUAAAAGUCCAUUAAGAUUGAGCAAAAAAAACUUUAAAUAAUAUGCGGUGAUUAUAAUAAUAUGAGUACAGAAGAUUAUUUAUGAAGGUUUGCGGAUAAUUUUCAUAUAUACAUUUGUAUUUUCAGUUUUGUAAUAUAUUAAAUUUUAAAUAAUUAUUGUCUAUAAGUACUAAUUAGUAAUUGAUUUAAUUUUUUAACUACUGGAUGUUGAUUUCAAUGCAAUUAGCAAUAUAAGAACAUGAUGUAAUGUGUAUAAAUAUAUAAUCUAAUAUUUGUUUUAGUUUUUAAAUAAUUAUCAGCCCGAAAAAUUGGCUUGAUAUCCAUACAAUUUUGGCGUUACAAAUAUUUACUAAUGAUGAAUCGUUUAGUUUCUAAAUUUUGUUGAAGUUUACUAAAAUUAUUAAUGCAGUUAUUAUUUAUGAUCCAAUAGGCAAAUUGAUUGAUAUUAUGUAGUAGUGGAAAUUGACACAGUUUAAGUUAUUGUAAACUUCAAAAAAAUUUAAAAAAAUUAACAAUUCAUUAUUAGUAAAUAUAAUUAUACAUAAACAUUUUAUUUCAAAAUAUAUUUAUAAAGUGACUAUAUUGGUUUUUGGAAACAUAAAUUUUUAGUCGGGGUUGGUCAAAAUCAUUUAUUAUAUUAUUAUUUAUAUUAAAGUUGUAUACAAAAUGUACACUUUAAACUAAGUUUUAAUUUUUAUUACCAUUAGUUGAUAUAAACAAGAUUUGAUAUAUAAUUAUACAUCUAUUUAUUAGUAUUAUGUAUUAUAUAUAUAUAUAUAUAUAUAUAGUUUAAUAGAUUUAUGAUCAUUGAAAAUAUUAAAAUAUAUAUUACAUUAUGUCUAAUGGACAUGAAUUUAAUAUAAUUACUAAACGUAUUUUUUUCUCAUUCAAUUAAAACAUAAAAAUAAAUUAUUAUUAAUCAUUAUCAUUAUGAAUAUAUUUUUUUUGUUAUAUUUUAAUUAAAAUGUUUUAAUUGUUUUAUUAUAAUAGGUGCGGCUCUUGUAAACUUUUGUGAAGAUUGUCCGAAAAGAACACUGUUAUCUUAUAUGGAUCAAAUGAUGAUAAAACUUGAGAACAUAUUGCAAGCUCGUAUUGCUGAUCUUAUGGCAGGCGGUAGUAGAAAACUUGUACUGGAACAAAUAGUGACUACCAUUGCAUCAGUUGCAGAUACUUGUGAAGGAAGUUUUGUCAAAUUUUAUGAUCAUCUAAUGCCUUGUCUGAAACAAAUUAUUUCCAAUGCUGUUUCUCCAGAGUUAAAGUUGUUAAGAGGCAAAACAAUAGAAUGUGUUAGCCUUAUUGGAUUAGCAGUUGGUUCAGAUAAAGUAAAAAUAAUUAAUCAUACUUGAUUAUUAUUUAGUUUGGUUUAAAUUUAAUGUGUUCAUUGUUGUGUUUAGUUUUUGGCAGAUGCUAGUGAAGUUAUGGAUUUAAUGUUAGCGACACAUAACAAAGAUGAGAAACUAGCAGAAGAUGAUCCACAAACUUCAUAUUUGAUAUCGUCAUGGGCUCGAAUGUGUAAAAUUAUGGGUACGUUUCACUAACACAAAUAUGUAUUAUAGUGGUAGUUAGUUAUAAAAGAUACAUUUUUUUCUUAAAAUAGUUUAAUAGAGACCUCUCCAGUUUUGCUCUUUUUCUUGUAAAAGUAACAUAUAUACAAUUUGGUUGUUAAUUAAUAUUAUGACGUGCCUCAAAAGGGUUGAAUAUUUGAACUUUGGGUGUAGUUUUUCAGUUUUUCUAUAUAUUAUAUCAAAAAUGAUUAUUAUAUUUAUAAUAAAAGUAUAUACUACCAUAAACAACUUUAUUACAAAUAUUCUCUCAAAUCUAUUACUUAACAAGAAAAAUAACAAUGAAAAUGUGCUUCUUUACUGACCAUUAUUGUAUCUGAAUUGUUGACAUUACGACUAAGUUUUAUGUAGUUUUAUGUUUAUAAUGCCAAGUACAAGAAAAUUACAAAACAUUAGCAGUUUAUUUUACUUAUUUAUUACAUGAAGGUAACAAACAUAUGAUUUCAAUAACUACGAGUACUAUGUAUUUUUAAAUUCUGCAAGUAAUCUUAGUUAAUAGAAUAUUUUUUCUAGAAAAUUUAAUUUAAAAUGCCUUUUAUAUAAGACUAAUAGUCAUAAAGUUAACCCACUAAUAAAUAUAAUAGAAGAUAAUCAUUACACAACAAUAAUGGUCAGUAAAGCACAUAUUACUUUCAUUGUUAAUUUUCUUGUCAAGUAUUAGAUUUGAGGGAAUAUUUGUAAUAUAGUUCUUUUUUCUUAUGGAAAAUCUAAUUAUUAAUAAUAUUAGUAGUUUACACUUUUAUUGUAAGUAUAAUAAUUUUUGAGAUACAUAGAAAAGGCCCUCAAAUUAAAAUAUUCAACCCUUUUGUGACAUGUAUCAAUGUUAAUCAAUUGUGAUCAAAUUUUACACAUGUUGUUUUACAAGAGAAAUAAAUAAAUUUGAGAUUUCUGCAUCAAAUUGUUGAAUUUCAAAAAUAACAACCACUCAUUAAUGUGCAUAUUUUUAAUAUGGUUUUAUAGGAAAACAAUUUGAACAGUAUCUUCCUUUGGUGAUUGGUCCUGUUUUGAAUGCUGCUUCCAUGAGACCUGAAGUUGCACUUGUGGAUAAUGAUGAGAUGGGCACCAUGCCAGAAGCUAGUGAUUGGCAGUUUGUGCCACUAGGAGAACAACAGAAUUUUGGUAUUAAAACUGCAGGUCUUGAAGAUAAGGCAUCUGCUUGUGAAAUGCUCGUUUGUUAUGCACGCGAAUUGAAAACUGGGUUUGCUCCUUAUGCUGAAGAUGUUGUAAAACUAAUGGUGCCAUUGUUAAAAUUCUAUUUCCAUGACAAUGUUCGAAUAGCUGCUGCCCAGAGUUUGCCUUGUCUUUUGGAGUGUGCAGAAACUAGAGGUAUGCAAUAAUUACAAGUUAUAUUUUUAUUAAGUUUCAAUUAUUUAGUUAUGUAUUUUUGAAAAAUUAUUAUUAAAAAAAAAAAAAAAUUCUGAAAUGUAAUUUCUUGUAAUUUUGUACUUAACUCGUGACCAAUCACACGGGUUUAUAAUUUAUCCUAUUCAUACAUAACAUGAGUGUAAAAAUUGUUAUCAUAUUUUUAUCGUUCAGUACCUUCUGAUAACACGUAAUAAUGUUACAUGUAUUACAACAGGUUUAUUUCUAACUGGGGUAAAUUUUUAUCGAGUACGAGUAUUAAUAGCUUUAGAAACCGCGCAAGUGGUCAUGAGUUACUAACCAUAAAAGGUAUACAAUAAUUUAGAUAUUAUAUUUUUAGUUUUUAUAUAAAAUACUUGUUUAUAUGUGUAUUUUUAACAGAAUAACUCAUGAGCAUCUGAAUGUAUUAAUAUUAAAUGCAAUAACAAAUAUUAUGUUCUUUUCCAUAGUUAAUGAUUAUUAUGUAUUUUUGUAAAUACUUAAUGGAUUUAGUUUUAAACUUGAUAAUCAGCAGUCUUUAGUAUAUUAUUAAAAUUAUUUAUUUGGCAAUUAUAGGAGCAGAGUAUUUGCAACAUAUGUGGACUUAUAUUUGUCCUGAACUUUUGGGAGCUAUUGAUGCUGAACCAGAAUCAGAUGUUGCUGCUGAGAUGUAUGAAGCAUUAGGAAAAGUAAAUAAUAUAAAAAAAAAAAAUUGCACAAUUGUUAACUAUUAAUUAUAAUUUUUAGUGCAUAGAGUUAUUAGGAACAGGUUCCUUAUCAGACAGAUGGAUGAGAGAUUUAUUGCUGAUUUUAGAAAAGAAUUUAAAUAAACACUUUGAAAAUGAAAUUGUACGUUUUGAGAGACGCACGGAUGAAGAUUAUGACGAGGUAUGUAUUCACAUAAAUCAUCAUUUUCAUAAUUUUAAAAUGUUAAUAUUUUUAGAUUGUCGAGGAAAAAUUAGCUAUGGAAGAUACUGAUGAUGUUUACAAGUUGAGCAAAAUGACUGACAUUUUACAUGCACUGUUUAUUACUUAUAAAACAGAUUUCUUUCAGUAUUUUGAUCUUAUUGUGCAUCAAUUUGCUAAACUUUUGGUAAAAUAUUAGUUUUUACUAUAUAUUUACUUAGUUUAUUUUUUUUGUUUGUUCUAAAUUACAUAAUUUAUAAUAGGAGACUAAUAAGAGUUCAUCCGAUCAUCAGUGGGGUCUUUGUGUUUUCGAUGAUCUGAUUGAAUUUUGUGGACCUGGUUGCGCGAAAUAUCAAGAAUUUUUCUUACAACCAAUGGUUGGGUAUGUUACGGACUAUAACAGUGAAGUUCGCCAGGCAGCUAUUUAUGGUUGUGGAGUGUUAGGCAUGUGCGGAGGACCUAGUUUUGCUGGUGUUUGUGCUGAAAUUAUGCCUUUCCUUUUACAAGUGAUUAAUAGUCCCGAAGCUCGUCAUUCUGACAACAUAAGUGCUACUGAAAAUGCUGUGUCAGCUAUUGCUAAAAUAUUAGAGUAUAACAGUACAGCUGUUAAUGUUGACGAAAUUUUACCACACUGGUAUUAAAAGUUAUUUCUUUAAAUUUAUGUUAUGUUAUUUCUCUAUGUUAUAUUGUUUUUAGGCUCUGCAAUUUACCAGUUUCUGAAGAUGUAGAUGAAGCACCUUUUGUUUAUGGUUACCUUUGCAAGCUUAUUGAGAACCACCAUCCCAUAGUAUUGGGGGCUAACAAUUCUAAUAUUCCUAGUUUGAUACGGAUUAUUACAGAAGCGUUUUUCAGAGAUGCAAUAGAUAGAAAACAUUCUGUUGCCCAGCGAAUGAUCAUGAUUGCCAGACAAAUACAGGUAAUUAUAAAGUAUUAUGAGAAUUAACACAUCGAAGGACACAUUUUAUUUAUAUGGUAUAAAGAUGUAGCAAUAACAUUGUUUUUUCAAUUUUGAUAGCCAAAUACUCAUAGCAAAUUUAUCUUUUAAGCUUUAACAUUAAUUAAUGAUAUUAAUAAUUAAUUAUUAAGUAUUUGAAUGUUCAAUUAUUGAAUUAAAUUUUAAACACUAGUGCUGAUAAUAUAUCAUCCAUAUCAGUGGUAUCAAUAUUUCAACAAUAUUUUGGUCUUUCAUUUAAUUAAAUUUAUUAUAUUCUAUUAUGAAAUUAUUUUUUUUGUUACAUGGAUUAAUUUUUAUUUUUGAAUUUAUCUCUAUUUUAAAAGUAAAAGCAGGGAAAUAUUUUACAAUUCUGUAUGUUUUUAGAUUCAUGCGUAGCGAGGGAGCUAUUGGUUUUACUAAGAUAUUAAUUUUUUUUUUCUUCUAAUCUGUGAACAAAUUUUUUCUUAGUAAACUUGCUCUGAUUUUUACAUGUAGCAAAUUUUCUGAAUGCUAAAGUUGUCUAGAUUGUACUUUAGAGGUCAUUUUUUUGAUUUUCGAUGUUACUUUUAAAUUAAAGUGGGAAAAAAUGUAAGAAAACGAUUUCAUUAUUUUAAAAAAACACAGGCGUCAUUUUCUACCAGAAAAAAAAAAAUUGAUCGAAAAAUCACAAUACCUUUUUUUGAUUUACUUUCUUACGAUAUCAUCUUCAAAACUUCAUCUAUUAAAGAGUUUUAACUUUUGGAAGUUUUUUUGUUGUAAUUCAGUUAUAAAUACAUGCAGAGACUUGAAACUUGGUAAUAAUACUUAUAUUGGACUUACUUAGAGGUAGUAAAUUUCCAUAAUGAUCAGAACACCUUUUUUUUUUAAAAGCGUUUUGAAAUAAUAUUUAAAUGAAAAUCUCAAAAAAAAAUUAUGGCACUUCAAAUUAUGUAUUACCAAACUACCCUAGGAAUUGUUUUUUGUCAAGCAAUGGUUUAUCGUUGCUUAUAGAAAUAAAUGAAAUAACCUUAUGUAUGCUACCUUCUCAACUUCUCACCUGCAACAGUGGACGCUCCCAUCCCUAGUAUCAGCUUUAUUUACUGUUUUGUGUCUUUUAAAGUUUUAUAAUCAUAUUGAAAAUCAAAAAAAAAAAAAAAAUGGGCUACAUAUUGCCACCCUGAGUAUUUAAACAAUUAGCCCAAUAUAUAUUUUAAAAGUGCAUUAUAUUUAAUAAUUUGGUUAGUAUAGAUAUUUGAUAGUAUUAAAACAUUAAAAGUGUUCUAAAUACUAAUUAUAUAAAAAUAACUACUUUUUAAUUUAUAAAUAAUUAAAAUGAUUAAUUUUCAGUUCAUUAAAUAUUUUUAAAUUAUUAUAAAGAGCAUUUUAUUGAUGUGUUAAAAACUUAUAAAUUGAAUUACUUUUUAUUCAAUAAAAAAAUAAUUGCCUUGUACGUACAAUAAAUUGUUUUAUUAGCCCCAGAAAUUAAUUGUACUUGUAGCCUAGUUAAAAAGAAAAAAACCAAUGGAAAUUUAUUAUUUCAUUAUUAUUAUUAAUAUAUAUUGUUAUAUUUUAUUUUAUGAGCCAACUUGAACAAUAAUAUUUUUUAUUCUUAUAAGUAAAUUGUUAACAACCUUUUUCUCAAAUUCGUUAAUAUUUAAUAUCUAUUACUAGACACAGUAGAAUAUUUUAUGGUUGAUCAAAAUUUCAUCAUACAUAAUAUAAAUAUGUUCAAUUUUGUUCUCGUAAUAGUGGCAAAAAUAAUUUGUAUUUUAAUGAUUACAGUCGAACGAGGAAGUAUUUAAUGCAUGUUUGGCUGUAUUGAACCCGGAACAGAUAAAAACGCUACAAAGUAUCUUGGCAGUUGAUAAUUAAGUUAAAUAUUCGACCACUAAUCAUUUAUUAUUAUUAUUGUGACAGACUUUUGAAUCCUACCUUAACCCUUUGCUUGUAAUAUUAUUAUUAUUUCAUCAUAAUUUGUUAUUUUUUGUUAUAUUAUAACAAAAUAGUUAGAAUAAACUAUGAAUUAAAAAAAUGACUUACUAAUGUAAUAGUUAUAAAAUUCAAAAUACAAGUUAUGUUAUUACGUGAAAUUUAAUCUUAUGUACCCUACUACAUGCUUUUGUAGUAUACAUUUUUUUUUUUAAAUCUUUA